CUCUUUACACAUAUAUUUUUUAAUACACUGACAUUAUACUUCUGUGUACUUUUAGAAAAUAUAUUUUGCAUUUAAACAUAAUUAAGUACACUGAAGCACAUAAAAGUAUGUCUGUAAUCAAAAAACAGUUUAGUACAUUUUUUUAGGGAUAUAACACACUUACUGUAAUAGACUUUGCUGAAAGUAUAUUUUUCGUGCUAAGUGUAUUUUUUACGUAAAUACUUUAGUAUACUUUUUUCACAAGGGACGUUAUUAGUAUGUUUACCAUAAACACGCGCGCGCGUGUGUGUGUGUGUUUCGUUAUUAUUUAUACAUACGUUUAAUGUCUACACAGGUAUUGUUACCCCCUUGGCUAUUCUCUAUGGAGAUCACGUGCUAUGGAUGGUCGUUUGCGACAACACUGGAAGGGGCGCGAGAUUGCGCGAGAGCUGCGCAGCGGAACGCAUCCUAAUUUCGAGCCAAUACCCUGUAAUUAGGUGGUAAGAGUGCUUCCCAUUAAUCGAUAUUGCUGAUGGUGCAUUCAGUUCGUACGUAUGCAAAUACGUGAUGGCUGCAUGGAGGGGGGUUGUGUCGAUUUAGCGCAUAUGUGUAACCCUGUUGCUAUAUUAGCUUGAAUAACGAUAUAACUAUCGAUUAGUGCAAAAUUAUGGAUAUUCUUGACAGGAUUUUCUGAAGGCAUUAACCAGUAAAAGCACCAGCAGUCAUCAAAAUUAAGUUAUAUUUGUCGCGAUGCGAUCAGAAGAUGGAAGUGCUGUCUAUGCUGUCAGCAGGGUGUUAUGGAGAUGUCCAGCCACAGCCUGUUCCUGUUGCAGCAACUGAAUGUCCAGAGGGAGUUUGGCUUCCUCUGCGACUGCACUGUGGCUAUCGGGAAUGUCUACUUCAAAGCCCAUCGGGCUGUGCUGGCGGCAUUCUCCAACUACUUCAAAAUGAUCUUCAUCCACCAGUCCAGUGAGUGCAUUAAGAUCCAGCCCACUGACAUCCAGCCUGACGUGUUCAGCUACCUGCUGCACAUCAUGUACACAGGCAUGGGCCCCAAGCAGCAGGUGGAUCAGAGCAGGCUGCAAGAGGGCAUCAGGUUCCUGCACGCUUACCAGCUGUAUCGAGGUGGAGCUGAGGGCCAGGACCCUGCCUCUGACACCAGCAGGAUGUCCAACCUCUAUGGGAUUCAGAUCUCCUCCCAGUCAGGCCCCAAGGGGAGCCUGAGCACCAAGGAAGGUCAGCCCAGUGUGCGGUUGCGGCCCUCCCCGACCCUGGGUCCCAAGGAAACAUUGCGAAACAGACCUCGCACCAGCCUCCACGGCACCUGCUCUGUGGCCUCUGGGGAAGACGGCAACUUUCAGCCUAGAGUAAAACAGGAGGUACUGGAGUCUGAGGUUACCGCAGAGCCUCAGGCCUCCUUCCCUGGUCAAGGCUCCUUCCGGGAGCGACGCAGGCCACUGCACUGCCACCAGUGUGGGGAGAACUGCAGCUCUCACCAGGGCCUGCGGGAGCACCUUUUUACCCAUGCCUCUGGCUCCCUGGUCCUGGCUUCGCCUGUGGCCCACCUAGAGAACACAGACCAGGGACUUAGUCAUGAUGCCAGUGGUGCUGAGUCAGAGGGGCCCGAAGAGCGCCCCCUACAAUCUGGCACAGCAGUGGGGACACCUAGCGAUGCAGAGCAGCUGGAGGACGCAGCAGUCGACCCAAGGGGCUCCCAACGCAGAAAGGCUGCCUGCGCCACCUGUCUGGCCCAAGGAAGUCAGCUUCAGGAGCAGAGGUCGGUGCUCUGCCGCCGCCAAGGACGCUGCCGGCAAGCAGCCCAUGUGCUGCAGCCCUGCUGUGAAGGCCAGGCACAGCUGGGGCUGCAGGAGGUGACGGCCAUCCCUCAGGACAAUGGCGGCUCCUGUUACUCAUUAGACUCUGAGAUCUCUCAGGAGAGCAUCGACACCGUGCUCACCGAGUAACGUGCACAUACCAUCCGCUCUUAGACUUUCCUUUAUUCACAGUCGCUUCAGUCACACUAAUUUUCCUCUCCAAGCCAUACUCACCGUGUUAUUUUGUUAGCCAUCCUUUAUCAUUGAUUGCUGAUCUCAUGAAAACAUAUUGUAAUAAAUUCCUUUUAAUCUUUCGCAGGUAAAUUGCUGAAAUACAGUUAGGAAAUAAGAUUAUUUAUUUGUUUUGUACCUCAAGUAAUAGCACAAAAGAGUCUCCUGUGGUUUUAAUGGUUUUUCUUUUUAUGCAUGUAAUUGACACCAGUGGGAGUGCAUUCUUUAUUUCCAAAACUCUUUAUUUAGUGAUUAUAAAAAUGACAAGCCAUAUAAUCAUUAACGGCAAGAUGCCACCCUUUGCUGUCCGUGCCAGGGUGCUUGUGGGUGACAACUGUUAUAAAUGCUGAUUCUGAAGUGCACACUUAAAUGGCAGCUACUGUAUGAAGUGACAGUAAAAUGUGUAUUCGUUGAUGACAACUGAUGUACUGUAUAAGAAGUGGUCUUAAGGUUUUCUUUAGGCAUUUCUUUAAGCAUUCUUUUUCUUACUAAUUUGAGCUUUGCUGUGCUUUGCUUGGUGUUAUUGUUUUAAGUGUUACAACAUAAUGUUGAAUAUAGUGUUUAUUUGUCUUGAGGACUAGUUUAACCAUUGAAAUAACUAAUAUCUAAAUAAUUGUUUUUGUUUGUUUGUUUUCUACAUCAACCUGACUUGUGUCCUGUUGCAUAUUCACAGAAACUAAAUGAAAAUAAUCUAUUCUGGAUAUCUUGCCUUAGUUUGAACUGUCCCUUGUAAAAUGUUAGUGUCCACAGUGUAGUAGACCAAGCUGGCUUUAGCGGUAAAUGUCUGGGAGUGAUGACAGAGGAGGGUGUCUGAUUUCUCUGUACUGCUUUGUGCCGAUGGCCAUAGAUGACAUUAAACUUA
This is a messenger RNA of Brienomyrus brachyistius, 2886 nucleotides long. Its product is annotated as zinc finger and BTB domain-containing protein 25-like. The transcript is spliced from 3 exons. Gene Ontology annotation, biological process: regulation of immune system process; negative regulation of transcription by RNA polymerase II; regulation of cytokine production. The record is from RefSeq and is a predicted model, not a curated record. Lineage: Eukaryota; Metazoa; Chordata; Actinopteri; Osteoglossiformes; Mormyridae. Gene Ontology annotation, molecular function: protein binding. Bases 777 to 1943 code for a protein of 388 amino acids.